Lepisosteus oculatus (spotted gar) is the source of this 1751-nucleotide messenger RNA. The record is from RefSeq and is a predicted model, not a curated record. Lineage: Eukaryota; Metazoa; Chordata; Actinopteri; Semionotiformes; Lepisosteidae.
GUUUAAUAAUUUAAUAAAACCGUGCCCUGACUGUGGAAUUACAGAUUUUUUUUUUUGCCACGCCCUCUACUGGGAAAAAAAAAAAUCUGUCUGAUAUUUGAUUGGCUCACAGACCUGCGUGUAUUCUGCCUUAAAGACGUAACCUGCCUCACGGAGUGCUAAAUUGUAGGUACUCACAGUGCAAGAAGGAGAUUGUUCUUGCAUUCAAAUAUCUCUGAUUCCGAGGUUUCAGCACGCAUCAUGUCCAAGUCGAAGGGCACUGUGGUUCUGGCCUACAGUGGUGGCCUGGACACGUCCUGUAUCUUGGUGUGGCUGAAGGAGCAGGGCUACGAUGUCAUCGCCUAUUUGGCCAACAUCGGGCAGGAUGAGGAUUUUGACGCCGCGCAGAAGAAGGCGCAGAGCCUGGGAGCAAAAAAGGUGUUCAUUGAGGACCUGCGAGCUGAAUUCGUGGAGGAGUUCAUCUGGCCAGCGGUCCAGGCCAGCGCCAUCUAUGAGGAUCGCUACCUCCUGGGAACCUCCAUUGCCCGGCCCUGCAUUGCGCGCCGCCAGGUCAAGAUUGCCCAGCGUGAGGGCGCCCAGUUUGUCUCCCAUGGUGCCACAGGCAAGGGUAACGAUCAGAUUCGGUUUGAGCUGACCUGCUACGCACUCUACCCAGAAGUCAAGAUCAUUGCUCCUUGGAGGAUCCCGGAGUUCUAUAAUCGGUUCAAGGGCAGGAAAGAUCUAAUGGACUUUGCACAGAAACAUGGAAUCUCUGUGCCUGUAACUCCUAAAGCACCCUGGAGCAUGGACGCCAACUUGAUGCACAUCAGCUAUGAAUCUGGAAUUCUGGAAAAUCCCAAGAACCAUGCUCCAGACGACCUCUACCAAAUGACGAAAAACCCAGCGGAGAGUCCGGACUCUCCGGAUGUGCUCGAGAUUGAGUUUGCAAAAGGUGUGCCAGUGAAGGUGACCAAUGUGAAAGAGGGGAAGUGUGUCGACUCCGCCCUGCAAAUCUUCAUGUACCUCAACGAGAUUGGGGGGAAGCACGGAGUGGGAAGAGUGGACAUUGUGGAGAAUCGUUUCAUCGGCAUGAAGUCCAGAGGUAUCUAUGAAACCCCAGGAGGGACGAUUCUCUACCACGCGCAUCUAGACAUCGAGACCUUCACCAUGGACCGGGAAGUGAGAAAGCUGAAGCAGGGGCUCGGGGUGAAGUUCUCCGAGCUGAUCUACAACGGGUUCUGGUACAGCCCGGAGUGCGAGUUUGUGCGCCACUGUAUCCAGAAGUCCCAGGAGAACGUGGAGGGGAAGGUUCAGGUCUCCGUCCUCAAGGGACAGGUGUACAUUCUGGGCCGGGAGUCCCGCAAAUCCCUGUACAACGAGGAGCUGGUCAGCAUGGAUGUGCAAGGAGACUACGAUCCCUGCGAUGCAUCCGGCUUCAUCAAGAUCAAUGCUGUCAGGCUGAAAGAAUACCAUCGAUUACUGAGCCAGGCCGACUCCCAGCACUGAAAAGUGACAGAAAUUGCAGAACAUCUGCCACUGCUGCCUGCCCUGUUCCAUUUUUCCUUUCCGCUGUCUCGUAUUCUGUAGCUCCGCCGCUAAUUGUGCUCGAUCUAAUUCAAGAUUGAAAUUACUUACGCAACCUGUACCAUUGAUCCUCGGGGGUCCUUGGCGAUCGAAUUGUUGUGUGCAAAGUGGUGAGUGUGUGUACGUGGGGGGGGGGGUUCAAUUAGUGUUUUCAGGAAUAAGGAAGAAUAAAACAUUCGGCAAUGUCA